UUUUUUUUUCUUUGUUUCUUUUUCAUUUUUUCCUUCCAAAGCCAGGAGGCUGUCGCUCGGUCACUGCCUGCCGUUGCUGGAUGCCCUCAUCUCUCGCCAAGCACCUACACAACCAUGAUGGACCCUGACGGCCUGAACAACUCGGGCUCAGAAGACGAGGACUGCUGGAACCAGCUGGAGAAUUACCGUCUGCUGCUGUGCAAGGCCAUCGAGCCGUCACGCAUCACGCCGUACCUGCGGCAGUGCCGAGUCCUCAGCACCGAAGACGAGGAGCAGAUCUUCAACGACCCGAACCUCAUCUUCCGCCGGCGGAAAGUGGGUGUGUUACUUGACAUCCUCCAGAGGACCGGGCACAAAGGCUACGUGGCGUUCCUUGAGAGCCUGGAACUCGACUACCCAGACGUGUACAGGAAGAUCACCGGGAAAGAACCGGCCAGGGCCUUCUCCAUGCUGAUAGACACUGUAGGGGAGUCGGGCCUCACCCAGUUCUUGAUGAGUGAGGUGACAAAGCUUCAAAAGUCUGUAAAGGAAGAAAAAUGCCAGAAAGAGCAGCUGAGCGAAUGCCUGGCCACCCAGAAUGACACCAUUAAGCAGCUCCAGGUGAAGGACAGCGAGCUUCGUAAGCAGCAGGAGCGCGUGCGCAAGAUGAAGGAGGAGCGCGACGGCUUUAACGAAGAGGCCAGGAAACUCCGUGACGAGAACUACAAGCUGCUCCUGGAGUUUGCCAAGCUAAGUGAGGAGAAGAACACGGCCCUCAUGAAGACCAGGGACCUGCAGCUGGAGAUUGAGAAGUUGAAGCACAGCUUGAUGAAUGCCGAGAAUGACUGCAAGGUUGCCAGGACUCACACCAAGAAACUCAAACAUGACAUGGAGCAGCGCCCCAGCCAGGACGUCAUCUGGCAGCUUCAGAGAGAGAACGACCUGCUCCGUGCGCAGUGCGAGGAGCUGAAGGAUGGAGGGCAGGUGGGACAGAAAAGCAACACUCAGAAGGACAAGAUGUACAUCCAGAUCCUGGAAGGUGACAGACAGCAGUCCCUCGAGGAGCACCAGCAUCUGGUGAACAACAUCUACAACCUGCGCAAGGAGCUACGCAGGGCGGAGGACCUUUGUGACAAGUACGUGGAGGAGAAAGAAGUGCUGGAACUGCAGUGCUUGACCUUGAAAAAAGACUCCAAGAUGUACAAGGACCGGAUUGAAGCCAUCCUAAAACAGCUGGAAGAGGUGACCAUUGAAAGAGACCAGGCGAUCAAGACGCGAGAGCAGCUUCAUUCACAAUUCUCCAGGAGCUUGAUGGAGAAGGACCAGUACCGCAAACAGAUUCGGGAGCUGGGUGAGCGAUGUGACGAGCUCCAGAUCCAGCUGUUCAGAAGUGAAGGGGAGGUGCUGGCAAUGGGCACCAAGCUGCGGAGGAUUAACAAGGAGCCACCCACACCGACAUCUGAUUCUGAAGACCUUUCACCAAGAAGCUCCCAAGAUCUGACGCACGAUGGCCUGCGGGACACAGAUGAGCCGGACAGCUCCAAACAAGCCCAACCUUCUGUGGUGACAAAUCCAGCUGAGAAGGUGUGCACCUCCACUAACAGUUGUUUCCUCGAGUCCCCGGAACCCGGCACAGUGUCCUGCCUCAUAAAAGCUGACUUCUCAAGAUGCAGAUGGGUGAUGAACCCUACGCCCAAUGGAGAAUACGCAGAGAAGCGGCGAAUAAAUUUUGAGGCGUACAGAAGGAAAAGAGCCCUGAAACCCAACGCCCACAGUGAACAAAGUGAAGCCAACCUGAAAAACACAACGGGCAGCGACAACACAGACACGGACAGCAGAUAGCAGACGUGCCAUUACGGCACAAAGUGCUGGCACAGGACGGAUCCUGUGGGCAUAAAAUGACUGACUCUGCCGUUUCGUGACGGUAAAGGCCAUUUCAAGUGUAUGUGAUGUAAAUAUCGGGAAAAGAAGAUAUUUUACUACAAAAUAAAUAACAAUAAAGAUAGAAAACG
This is a messenger RNA of Erpetoichthys calabaricus (reedfish), 1991 nucleotides long. It is a transcript of the gene card9, whose product is annotated as caspase recruitment domain family, member 9. The record is from RefSeq and is a predicted model, not a curated record. Lineage: Eukaryota; Metazoa; Chordata; Cladistia; Polypteriformes; Polypteridae. Gene Ontology annotation, biological process: regulation of apoptotic process; positive regulation of canonical NF-kappaB signal transduction. The transcript has 13 exons. The coding region runs from base 115 to 1821 and encodes 568 amino acids.